This is a messenger RNA of Mesorhabditis belari, 795 nucleotides long. Lineage: Eukaryota; Metazoa; Nematoda; Chromadorea; Rhabditida; Rhabditidae. The record is from the annotation of a GenBank genome assembly.
AUGAGUCAUCCAAUGCAAGUCUUCAAUCAACAACCGGGAAUGCCUCCACCACCACCCGGAGCUGCCGUUCAAUGGAUGCAACCACCGCCAGCGAUGCCGAAUUGCCCAAUUGGACUUGAAUAUCUUACACAAAUCGAUAAAAUCAUGAUUCAUCAGAAAAAAAGCAUUCUCGAAGCGGUCACCGAGUGGGAAGUGGCGAAUAAAUAUGUUCUGCUGAACGCUGUCGGGCAACAAGUCUACUAUGCUUUUGAAGAGUCCGGUUGUUGCACGCGGCAAUUCUGCGCUCAGAAUCGCGGGUUCACCAUGCACAUUGUCGACAAUUUUCAACGAGAAGUUCUCACAAUCCGCCGCCCAUUCAAGUGCUGUACGGCUGGUUGUUUGGCCAGCAUUGACACUUGUGGUCAUGAGGUUUCCAUUGAGACCCCGGCUGGAGAAAAGAUCGGAAUGGUGAGGCAACGUUUCAGCUGCUGUGCAAACAAUUUCUCCGUUUUGAAUGGAGAUGAAAGCAAGGAGAUUUUCAAAAUCUCCGGCCCAAAUAUGUGCUCGUGGACAUACAAUUGCAAUUGUUGUGCGGAUAAAGUUUUUGAGAUCAUGAAUCCCGAGGGUCAACCGUGUGGAGCGAUUCGAAAGAAAUGGGGUGGAUGGGUGAAAGAGGCGUUCACACAAGCGGACACAUUCUCUGUUGAAUUUCCCGUCGAUCUGGACGUGAGGUGUAAAGCGGCUUUGUUGGGAGCGACUUUUUUGAUUGAUUUCCUUCAAUUCGAAAACAAACAAAACAAUGUGCAGAACGCGGAU